UCUUCAAAGACAUAUGCUACCCAGCUAAUAAAGCAGCUGGUGACAGAGAGGUACUCUGGAAAUGGUGGCGUAAGAGAGCACAUACUAAGGAUGAGCAAUUUGGCAUCCAAGCUGAAACCAAUGGAUCUGACUUUCAAGGAAGAGUUCCUUAUCCAUCUGAUUUUUGCUUCUUUGCCAAAAGAGUUUGACACUUUUAUUGUCAACUACAACAUACAGCCCGAGAAGUGGGACUUAGAGAGGCUCAUGGCUAUGUGUGUGCAAGAGGAGGAGAGAAUAAAAGCUGCCAAUGGUGGCACUAUCAAUUAUGUAAAAGAUAACAAGAAAAAGAAUUAUAAUGCUAACUCCUCCUCAAAGUCAAAGGGAAAAUGUCCACAUCAGCCUCAGCAGAAUAAGUUCACAGUGGAGAAAAACCAGUGUCUCCAUUGCAAGAAGACGGGACAUUAUAAGAAAGAUUGUCCCGAUUUCUUAAAGAUGAUCAUGGCAAAGAAAGGGAUUCCGUUCGACGAGGACUACACAAAGAAGAGAAAGACACAUUAAAGUUGCAAAUGGAGUCCGAGCAAAUGUUGAAGCUGUUGGCGAUCUUUCUCUAGAGCUUGCUGAUGGCUUCACACUUUUACUUAGAGAUGUACUUUAUGUUCCCUCUUUACAGAGAAACUUGAUUAGUGUUUCAUGCUUGGACAAUGAUGGAUAUGAUUGCCAUUUUGGAAAUGGCAAAUGUAAGAU
This is a messenger RNA of Phragmites australis (common reed), 723 nucleotides long. RefSeq lists its product as uncharacterized. The record is from RefSeq and is a predicted model, not a curated record. Gene Ontology annotation, molecular function: nucleic acid binding; zinc ion binding. The transcript is spliced from 2 exons. The coding region runs from base 91 to 537 and encodes 148 amino acids. NCBI's taxonomy places the organism in Eukaryota, Viridiplantae, Streptophyta, Magnoliopsida, Poales, Poaceae.